Molecule: messenger RNA, 408 nt
Organism: Mycena indigotica
Lineage: Eukaryota; Fungi; Basidiomycota; Agaricomycetes; Agaricales; Mycenaceae
Exons: 3
Coding region: 1-408 (135 amino acids)
Source: RefSeq, a predicted model, not a curated record
AUGGCUGACGUCGACGACUAUCCGUCGCUGUACUGGAUAGCGAUCCCUUCUCUUCUGCUUUUGUCAGGUUGGUAUGCACGCAAAUGGUAUUUGGCUCGCCGUCUGAAGGUCCAUGGAAUUGGGAAAGGAGCUCCUGGCUUUCAAACCAGCGUGAGGAAAGUUCGCGUUCCGCCUGAAAUCAUGGAACGCAUUCGGCGCGGCGAAGAUGUCAGUGCGGAAGAAGUCACUGCUGCCAUGGCGCGGAUGGAAGCCGAGGAGAAGGGAAACCCACCACCCUCUACUUCUUCUAAACCUCAAAAAUCCGAGACCAAGAUAAAGCCAAAGCCACCACCUGCAGAACCAGCGAAUGAAUGGUUACCCGAGGGUAUUACAGCACCGCAAAAGCGAGCCAAAGGAAAGAAGAAAUGA